UCACUUCCAAUCCCUUCAGCCUCUUGCUUGUUUCUCAGCAAGUACCAGCUCACCCCUGAAUCCCUUAACAACAUGGCACCAAAGAAGAUUGAACCAAAGAAACCUGAACCUAAAAAGCCAGAACCUAAGAAAGAUGUGGCCCCACCUGCUAAGCCAGCUCCACCUCCAGAGCCACUGCCUGAAGCUCCCAAGGAGCCUGAGUUUGACCCUAAAAGCAUCACUCUUGAGUACACCGCUGACCAGAUUGAUGAGUUCAAGGAGGCCUUCACUUUGUUUGACCGAACACCCACUGGAGAAAUGAAGAUCACCUAUGCUCAGUGUGGGGAUGUGAUGCGAGCUCUGGGUCAGAACCCUACCAAUGCAGAUGUGCUGAAAGUGCUUGGGAAACCACGGCCAGAGGACAUGAGCACUAAAAUGGUGGAUUUUGAGACCUUCUUGCCAAUGCUCCAACACAUUUCCCGUGCGAAAGAUCAAGGCAAUUUUGAGGAUUUUGUGGAGGGGCUCAGGGUUUUUGACAAGGAAGGCAAUGGCACCAUCAUGGGAGCUGAGCUGCGUCAUGUGCUGGCAACACUGGGAGAGAGGAUGACAGAAGACGAGGUGGACAGACUGAUGGCUGGACAGGAAGAUGCUAAUGGGUGCAUCAACUAUGCCUCCUUUGUAAAGCACAUUCUCUCUGGGUGAACAGGACAUUAUUAACCGUAAAGACUUCAUUUUACCUCUGUUUUUUCUCCAGUUUUCUGGAUCCUUGCUAAACAUUUGUCCAUUUAGAGGUGAGCAUGUCACUUAGUCUGUGACAUUAUUUUCACGCUGACAAAAGCAGAAGUUAAUGUUCUAUUAAGAACUGUUGACCACAAGACUUGUGAUUAAUUCUUUUUAAUAAACACACUGAAAUAUAAUGGAAUGCCCGUGAGAUAAUGUGGAUGUCCAUAAAGGAUAAAUCCAUUAAUAAAAGAAA
This is a messenger RNA of Toxotes jaculatrix (banded archerfish), 955 nucleotides long. RefSeq names its product myosin light chain 4-like. The transcript has a single exon. NCBI's taxonomy places the organism in Eukaryota, Metazoa, Chordata, Actinopteri, Toxotidae. Gene Ontology annotation, cellular component: myosin II complex. Gene Ontology annotation, molecular function: calcium ion binding. The record is from RefSeq and is a predicted model, not a curated record. Bases 73 to 681 code for a protein of 202 amino acids.